AUGGGUGAAUCACUGGCUGCCGCGGCCAUGGCGGUCCAGUCGAUCGAUGCCGAGGAAAUAGACGUAUUCACCAACGACCCGGCCGUUUUGGAUGCGCCCGCUAUUAUUGAGCCGGAGUCUGUGCCCAAGAAGAAGGGAAAUCGCCAAAGGCUGCUUCGAGGACUUCAGCGCAUGUCCUCGUCGCCGUCCCUAGCCCGCCCCGGCCGCGCGCGAGCCUCCACGAGCCCAUAUCAUGGCCCAGGAAGCUUUUCAUGUGUGAGCCUGGCGACGAAUCCCUCGCCAUUCGGCCAGCCGAGCUCUGGAUAUUUUUCUGCGUCUUCGCAUGGCGGGCUAUCGACUGCCCCUACGUCUACGCCCGGCACCCCGGCUCAUGAUUGCCAACGUGACGGUGUUGAGCAUGUCCUCGCGACGCGAAGAGUCACAACUCUCGAUAUGGCUGCCUCCUCGACCCUGACUGUUCCGCUACCAGCGGAUUUGAGACCGAAGCGGGCCGUCUUCAAUAUAUGGCAGCAUCUCCCCCGUGAGAUCAAGAUUCAGGUACUGGCUUUCUUACAGCCUAGAGACCUCGUCCUCGCCUCGGCUGUAAACAGGGAGUUCCAUGAUCUUUGCCAUGACGGCCAGCUGUGGACUUCAUUUGACGCUUCCGAGUUCUACCAGGACAUACCAGCCGAGUCUCUGGCCAAAAUUAUUGUUGCUGCUGGACCUUUUAUUAAGGACCUCAAUUUGAGAGGAUGUGUCCAGGUGGAGCACUAUAAGAGAGCAGAGACUAUUGUCAAAGCUUGCAGAAACCUCAUCAAUGCAACCCUGGAAGGAUGCCGGAAUCUGCAGCGGACGACCCUUCACAGCUUGGUGAGAAGCAACGACAAAUUGGCCCAUCUCAAUCUCACUGGGCUCACUGCCGUGACGAACACGACUUGCAAGCUCAUUGCUCAGUCCUGCCCGUCUCUAGAACUCCUUAACGUCUCUUGGUGCAAACACAUGGACGCUGAGGGCAUCAAGAUAGUGGUGGAAGCCUGUCCUAAGCUGAAGGACUUGCGAGCCGGUGAGGUAAAGGGUUUCGACGACUCGAGUGUUGCAUCGGCCAUCUUCAAGACGAACAGAUUGGAGCGACUGAUCCUGAGUGGAUGCAACGAUCUUGACGAUGUGAGCCUUCAAAUCAUGGUCCAUGGAGCCAACCCCCCAAUCGACAUCUUGACAGAUCGACCUAUUGUGCCUCCUCGCAAGCUUCGUCACCUCGACCUCAGCCGAUGCAAAGCCUUAACCUCGCGUGGUGUGCAGGCGCUCGGCCACUACGUCCCAGACCUUGAGGGACUGUCAGUCGCCCAUUGCACCAGUCUUACUGACGCGGCUCUUGAGCCAAUCCUGGCUACUACCCCUCGACUGACACACUUGGAUCUGGAAGACUGCCGAGGUAUCUCCAAUCACCUGCUGUCCGAGCAUCUGGCCAAGUCUCCCUGUGCGGCAAACCUCGAGCAUCUCUGCAUCAGCUCCUGCGAGAACCUUGGCGACACCGGCAUGCUUCCCGUAGUCCGCAACUGCAAGAGCUUACAGUCGGCGUACCUUGAUAACACCCGUGUCUCCGACCUCGUCCUCGCCGAGGCCGCAGCCAUGGUCCGCCGGCGCUCAAAGAGAACCAACGACCGUACGCAUCGGCCGCAGAUUGGCCUCAGCAUGGUCGUCUACGACUGCCAGCACGUCACCUGGACUGGAGUAAGGGAGGUCUUAUGCCGCAAUGCAGAGAUUAAGAACCCGCUCAACGAGAAUGGCGAGAGGCACCAGACCUACCCGACCGAGAUCAUCGCCCUCAAGGCAUUUUACGGAUGGCAGAUGACCAUCGAUGAGCAGACGAAGCGAGUCCUACGUGGUGACCUGGCGGCUGCGAACAGGCUCGAGCGCAAGUGGGCGGAAUACAUGCAGGCAAACGAAGAGGCGGGCGUCGUGGGUGCCGGUGGCAGGAGGAGGCGGAGACGGGCCAGAGAGGCCCAGAUGGCGCAUGAUGAAGAGGAGGGUGGUGUGGGCGGAGGACCCGGUGGAGGAAGGAGGAGGGCCAGGACGGCGGCUUGCGUCGUGAUGUAA
Molecule: messenger RNA, 2076 nt
Organism: Diaporthe amygdali
Lineage: Eukaryota; Fungi; Ascomycota; Sordariomycetes; Diaporthales; Diaporthaceae
Exons: 1
Coding region: 1-2076 (691 amino acids)
Biological process (GO): SCF-dependent proteasomal ubiquitin-dependent protein catabolic process
Cellular component (GO): SCF ubiquitin ligase complex
Molecular function (GO): protein binding
Source: RefSeq, a predicted model, not a curated record